Solanum lycopersicum (tomato) is the source of this 3754-nucleotide messenger RNA. Its product is annotated as protein MEI2-like 5. Gene Ontology annotation, molecular function: RNA binding. Gene Ontology annotation, biological process: positive regulation of meiotic nuclear division. The record is from RefSeq and is a predicted model, not a curated record. Lineage: Eukaryota; Viridiplantae; Streptophyta; Magnoliopsida; Solanales; Solanaceae.
GUUUUACUUCUUUUAGGCUUUGUUUGGCCUAAAUUCUGAAUCUUUUUUUGCGGGGUUGUGUUGAAAUUGAAGUUUGGAAGUUGUUUUUUUUUGAGGGUGUGUUUGGGUUGUUCGGUUUUAGUCUAGUUAUUUAGGUUUUAACUUUGCUGAGUGUUUCUUGCAUGUUUUUUUUUUCUGUGUAAGCUUUUUUUUUUUUGUUUGAUGAUGUUUAUUUGUUGUGUGCUGGUAUUGGGGUUUGAGAAAGUUGGGAACUUUAAUUUCAGUUAAGUGGUUUUGUAAAUGGAGUAAAGAAAGAAUCUUUAACUGAUGUCUCUAGAAUUGGAAUUUGUUGUUUUAGGUGCCUGUUGAGUAAUGAGGUUUUUUUUCUUUCUUAGGGAACACUUUUUUGUUUGUUUGUUGAUGUUUAGUUCUCGUGUGCUGGUAUUGGAUUUUGAGGAAGUUGGAAACUUUAACUUCAUUUAGGUGGUUUGUAAUGGAGUGAAGAAACGAUCUUUAAUCUUGUACCUCUAGAAAUGGAAUUUGUUGUUUUAUGUGCCUGUUGAGUAAUGAUUUCUUCCGUCAGUCUUGGUAUUGGUAGGGUUAAGGUCCGGCUCAGACCCCAUUUGUGGUUGUUGUUGUACUUUUAAUGUCUAGAAUUAGAGCUUUGGCGAGUGGUUGUGCUUUUUUUUUGUUAUGAGAUGAAUGAAUUUGUCCAAUAACUGAUGUUGGUCUAAGUUCUUCUGUCUCAUUGUUUAUUCCUCAACUUUUAUGUUCAGUUAUCUGGGAAGUUGUUUACUGCAGAUUGGGAAGAAUAGAUGUUUGCCGAGUAGGCUGAUCGGUAUCUUGGCCUCAUUUAGUUAUUACCAAGAUAUUCUGAAGAUGCCAAUGAUAAAUGUAUCUAAAGAAAAGGGAAGAACACCAUGGGAGAUUCGUCCAGGAUCUAAUUCCGUCCUUAUCACUAAUGAUGCCUCUCUUUUCACAAGCUCAGUGCCUGUUCUUCAACAUGAGAAGCUGAAAGUAAGUGACGGCGACCAUGGUCAUCAAUCCGUUGAUGAUGCAUCACCAAGCUUGACAAUUCACCCGGAUGUAGAGGUUGAUGUGCUGUUGGAUGAUGGUGAAAAUCGUGCAAUUGGAAGCUUGCUUCCAGAUGAUGAGGAUGAACUUUUAGCUGGGAUAAUGGAUGGGUUUGACCCUAGUCAGCUUCCCAAUCACACAAAUGACUUGGAAGAGUAUGAUUUUUUUGAAAGUAUAGGAGGCUUAGAGUUGGAGUUUGAUGGUCAGGAACACUUAAACCUGGGUAUAUCGAGAGUAAGUCUGGCUGAUCCAGAUAGCAAUGGAGCUGCUAUUUAUGGACUUUCAAAUGGUGGGGGUGCGGUUACUGGAGAACAUCCACUUGGAGAGCACCCUUCAAGAACAUUAUUUGUUCGCAACAUAAAUAGCAAUGUUGAGGAUGCUGAGCUAAGAACUCUCUUUGAGCAAUAUGGUGAUAUCCGAACUCUCUAUACUGCCUGUAAGCAUAGGGGCUUUGUCAUGAUAUCAUACUUCGAUAUUCGUGCUGCUCGAACUGCAAUGCGAGCAUUGCAAAAUAAGCCUCUGCGAAGGAGAAAACUAGACAUACAUUUCUCAAUCCCUAAGGAUAACCCCUCUGACAAAGAUGUAAAUCAAGGAACUCUUGUGGUUUUUAAUUUAGAUCCAUCUAUAUCAAAUGAUGACCUCCGCAGAGUAUUUGGGCCUUAUGGUGAGAUCAAAGAGAUAAGGGAAACACCAUACAAGAAGCACCAUAAGUUUAUCGAAUAUUACGAUGUCAGAGCUGCAGAAGCUGCCCUUAGGUCCUUACAUAAGAGAGACAUAGCUGGCAAGCGCAUAAAGCUUGAACCAAGCCGCCCUGGAGGAGCUCGACGAAAUCUUGUAUUGCAAUCAUCUCAAGACUCUGAACAAGAUGAUUCUUGGACUUUUCGGCAUCCAUUGGUUUCCUCAAUUGGUACUUCCUCCCCAGGUAAUUGGCCACAAUUUGGCAGCCCUAUAGAGCACGGCUCCAUGCAAAGUCCUGGCACUUCACCAGGCUUUAGAUCCCUGAGUCCCACCAUUGCCAAUAAUUUACAUGGGUUAGCUUCAAUUUUGCAUCCUCGUGCAUCAAAUACCUUGAGGGUAGCACCUAUUGGUAAUGCUCGCACAAUGAGUGGCCGUGCAGAUUUCCCUAUUGGUUCAAACCAUGGUGUUCCCUUCCCUCAGUCUAAUUCUUUCGCCGAGCCUAAAAUAAGCCACUUUGGUGGAACAAUGUCCUCUUUUGGUGCUUCAAGUACAAAUGGUUCUGCUGUUGAAACACUAUCAGGACCACAGUUUCUCUGGGGCAGUCCAAAGUUGCAGUCUCAACAGAGUAAUUCUUCAGCCUGGAAAACUGAGUCUUUGGGAAAUGCUUUUUCAUUUGGUGGUCAGGGCGACAGGUUUUCCUUGUCAAAUCAUCAAAAAUCUUUCCUCAAUUCAUCUCAGCACCACCUUCAUCAUAUUGGAUCUGCUCCAUCUGGUCUUCCCCUUGAUAGGCACUUUGGUUUUUACCCAGACUCGUCAAUCUUGAGCCCAGGUUUUAGGGGCAUGGGUAUAGGUACUCGUGAUGAAAGUUUGAUGGUUAACUAUGGUUCUCGUACUACUUUGAAUGCUGGUGUUGCUGUUCCAAGGAAUAUGUCAGACAAUGCUUCUCCUAGGUUUGGCAUGAUCUCUUCCCAAAAACUUAGUCCAUUGUUCCUAGGUAAUGGUCAUUUCCCAGGACAUGCAGCUACUAGCUUUGAGGGGCUGACUGAACGCAGUCGCACUCGACGUGUUGAAAAUAAUAAUGGGAACCAGAUGGAUAACAAGAAGCUCUUUCUACUUGAUUUGGAUAAGAUUAGAUGUGGUGAAGAUACUCGGACAACUUUGAUGAUUAAAAAUAUUCCUAACAAGUACACCUCCAAGAUGCUUUUAGCUGCUAUUGACGAACAACAUAAAGGCACUUUUGAUUUUCUGUAUCUGCCCAUCGAUUUCAAGAACAAAUGCAAUGUGGGAUAUGCCUUUAUCAACAUGUUGUCUCCAUCACUCAUUAUCCCAUUUUACGAGGCAUUUAAUGGAAAGAAGUGGGAGAAAUUUAAUAGUGAAAAAGUUGCUGCUUUGGCUUAUGCUCGUAUUCAGGGAAAGACAGCCCUUGUAGCUCACUUCCAGAAUUCAAGUUUGAUGAAUGAAGAUAAGCGAUGUAGGCCAAUCCUUUUCCACUCAGAAAGUUCAGAAUUGGGGGAUCAGAUUGUUCAGGAACAUCUUUCAUCAGGCUGCAGCCAACCUGAGGAUCCAGUUGGCAAAUUGGAGAAUCGCUAGCAGUAGCAUUGAAAUGUUUUUUUUUUGCUCGCGGCUUUAAGAGUGCAGCUGGCUAGUACAAGUGUGAGAUACAUGUGCAGAGUAGCAUGAUUUGAGGCACAGAAUAGAAGUAUGAAGAUCUUUUGUAUUAUAAUGAGUAGGUGUUUUUGGUUCAAAAUCUAAGAGGGGGAGGGUUCUGUUAGACUAAGUACAUCAAGCAUCUGUGUAGUUCAUGUUGUAAUCCUAUGGCAAGUUGAAAUGGCAAAGGCUAUCUCAACAUGGCAUGCAAGGUCGUAGUUUUGUAACAUUGUUUUGGUGGUUAGAGUGAAGAGGGGAUGCUUGAAAUUUGUAAAGUGGGAAGGCAAGCUGGGCUGUUGUUUUGUAUCAAACAAGCAUUUUGGUAUUUAUGUGAAACUUGCUAGAAAAUUGCAUAAAAUUGUUUGUUUCAUUUUUA